AUGGAGUCUGCGGACCCCGAUGUUCCCGCGCUUCAGGCCCGUGACACAAAGCCGUUUGCGCUGCGAAUCCUGCCGCUCGGUGCGUCUAUCACCAGGGGAUACAAAUCGAAAGAUGGAAAUGGGUAUCGGAAAUGGCUUCGACAGCAAUUGCGCUAUGCUGGGUGGGAUGUUGACAUGGUUGGCACUAUGAAGAGUGGCACCAUGCAUGAUAAUGACCACGAUGGACACAUUGGCUGGAGAAUUGACCAAAUAGCGUCUCAUGCCAAACUAAUCAUCCCACAGCAACCUAACCUAAUUCUCAUCAACGCUGGCACAAAUGAUGCUCUACAAAAUUACCAAGUAAAAACCGCUGGCAAGCGGAUGGACUCUCUCCUAACAUACCUCUUCGACAACAUCCCCGACACAACCAUCAUCCUAUCAACCCUCACAUUCAAUGGAAAGAAGCCCCAAUUAGGCACAGAUAUCAGCACGCAAUACCUCAAACUUGCAGCGGAACGCCGAGCGCGAAAUGAAAGCCUCGUCAUAGCUGAUAUGAGCACCUUCAUUCAGUGGAACCAACUUGUCGAUAACAUUCAUCCAACAGCCGCUGGCUACGAGGAAAUGGCAUCGGUGUGGUGGGCGGCCAUUCAAGAAGCUGAGAAGGAAGGCCUCCUCAAGGCGCCAAAUCCGACCUCGACGGGCACUGCUGCUAUCAGCAAAGCCCGUGAAAAGCUACUCGAUGAUAGCACCGCUGAUCCGAGUCUGCCUGCAUACACGGCCCCGCCUCAGCCUACGAUAAAGAAAGUUAAAAACAGCUCGUCUCGAUCAUACGAGUGGCAUAUCUGGGCUGUUGCAUUCCAGAUGAUCAUAAUUUGCAUCGGUUUCUGUUAUGUAUGA
Messenger RNA from Penicillium expansum, 876 nucleotides. Its product is annotated as SGNH/GDSL hydrolase family protein. Gene Ontology annotation, molecular function: phosphatidylcholine lysophospholipase A1 activity. The transcript has 4 exons. The record is from RefSeq and is a predicted model, not a curated record. The coding region runs from base 1 to 876 and encodes 291 amino acids. NCBI's taxonomy places the organism in Eukaryota, Fungi, Ascomycota, Eurotiomycetes, Eurotiales, Aspergillaceae.